GAGCGCGGCCGCCGCAGACACACAUCUGACCCCGACGCACCUCCUUGUCAGAUCCUUUGCGCUGGCCGGGCGCGUGCCGGAUGCCGCCUUCUUCCGGGCCGUGGGCGAGAUCGCCCGCGUCGUGCGCAGGUCGGAGUUCAUCAUGGACGUCGUGGUGGUGCAGAGCUCCCCGAGCGACGCCAGCGGCGACUACCUCCGCGUGGUGCUCGGGGCGCUCGACGCCCCGCCCGCCGUCGCGGUGGUGCCCAGCGUCGCCGAGGCGGCCGCGCGGCUGACGGCUACGUGCACCCCGUGGCUCCUGGGCCUCGUGGGCUUCGGGCCGGACGGGGAGGCGGCCGUGCAGGGGCAGAUCCUGUCGCGGGGCCACUUCGUGCAGACCAGGCGGAUGGGCGUCCACUCCGGGGCCACUCCCAGCGACCUGGCAGGAGGGGCCGCGCCGGAGCCGGGGCGGGAGGGCGGGGUGGCGGUCGUGCUGGGCAACAUGCCGCUGGACGCGACCACCGUCACGGUGGACACGCUGGCGCGCGUGCGGCAGGCCGUGGCGUUCGUCCUCGGCGUGCCGGCGGGCUCGCUGAGCAUCGGCGGCCGGGAGCCCGUGGCGGCCGAGGCCGGGUGGCCCUCGGUGGUCUUCAGCGGCGGCAGGACUGCGGGCUACAUCUCCGAGGCGCUGCAGAUGGCGCUGGUGGCCGGCUCGAUGGGCCUGCCUCUGGCCUCGGUGACGCUGGAGGAGGACUCGACGUCGACGGAGCAGAAUGCGCUCUUCGUGGCCCAGGUUCUGAAGGAGCGGAUCGGCAGCGGCCUCGUCAGUGAGGGCUCUGUGUCUGUGAGCGUGGUCAGCAAGCAGGACCACCUGAGUUGGGCCCUGCCCAUCUUUCAGCGUGUAGGACGCGAGCAGGGCCUGAAGUGCCUGACCGACGCCGUGGCUCUUCCAGCAGCUGUGAGUCAAGAUGACGUGAUCGCCCAGAUGGAUCAGUUUCUCGGCAGGCUGGACAUCGGUGAGGAUGUGAAGUCGCCCGUGCGGAUCAGGCGCGACAAUCUGAUCAAGGGUAUCCGGGGGAUCGAUUAG
Prorocentrum cordatum is the source of this 1066-nucleotide messenger RNA. Lineage: Eukaryota; Dinophyceae; Prorocentrales; Prorocentraceae. The record is from the annotation of a GenBank genome assembly.